AUGAACUCCUGGAUGGACGCUGUCCUUGUGGUAAAUGGAAUUUUUGUCGCUGGCAUUCUGAUUGAAAUCGUCUACAUUUUUUUUAAGCUAUGCAGAGAAAGGGAUUUCAUGCAAAACUCAAAGUUUCAAACAUCUCAUCUAAAUCCUCCCGAAGAAUCUCAGCAGCAAGAAGAAAGAAUACAAGUUGUAAUAAACAUCCCACAUGAGAUUCAGCAGCAAGAACGGACAGAACAUGAAACAAACAUCCUGCAUCUGCCAAGCGGGCCUGAACAACUCGUAAAAUCACCGCUUCAGGAAUUCAUCCAAACUACGAAGAAAAUGAUUAUGGACGACACUUAUCAACCUCCACAACUCCGGUCGCUUUUUCCAAGUCCUCCUGGCAAAGGACACCCACCUAAACAUUUGACUCUAGAUCAGAUUUACACAAACCUUGUUGUUGUACCUGACAUGGCUGAUUAUGACUUUACUAACGACAGAGAGAAGAAUUUACAAAUCUACGCCAAGCGGGAUGAGAAAAACGAAACACCGAGAGGGCCAGAGGACAUUCUUAAUCACGAAAACAAACACAUUUUGAUCGUCGGUCGUCCCGGUAUUGGAAAGACUCUUUGUUGUACAAAAAUUCUCAGAGACUGGGCAUCUAACAAAGUAUUAGAUCAAACAGCCGAUAAUAAAAUCCACUUUGAUGCUGCUUUCUUUGUCAAAUUCAGAACAUGCAACGCUGCAACCGACCUUAGCCUUCGGGAGCUACUGACCCGCUCCACAUACUCACCCAGGAACGAGAUGGAUGAGGAAGUCUGGAAUUACAUCCUAGAAAACCCCCAGAAUGUUCUCCUUAUUUUCGAUGGAAUUGAUGAAUUUAAAUUUUACUCAGAAAUCAGCGUGGAAGAUAAUAAACCACAAUUCACAAACAGCGUAGACGAGAAGAUGCCCCUCUCCGCGCUUUAUGUCAAACUAACGACUGGAAAACUUCUUAACGGGGCAGCCAUUCUAACUACUUCAAGACCUACAGCUCUGUCAUGCAUCGAAAGUAUUCCUUUUCACAAAAUCUUCGAGAUCCUUGGCUUCUCAUCCGAACAAGUCGAAGAAUAUGUAACCAAAUUUGCUGAAGAAGACAAGGAAGCAGGCGACACAGUAAAGCGUCACAUCACAAGCAACAUCAAUAUCUUAUCUCUUUGUUACAUUCCUGCGAGUUGCUUCAUCAUUUGCUCAAGUCUCUUUAAAAUGGUGAAGUUCCAUGCUUCUAAAGGUCUUAACCUACCAACAAGUUUAACAGGCAUAUACAAGAGAGCUGUGAAAAUUUUCUAUUUGAGACACAGCGAAGAAUGUCGCAAUAAACCUUUCACUCGCAAAGACUUUGAAUCAGAUGAUUUGCCCCCCGAAGAGGAAAAGAAAUUGGAGAAACUAGAAAAAUUGGCAUUUGAAGGAAUUAAAGAAGGAAGGCUGAUCUUUGGAGCAAACGAAGUACGCGGAAUGGAAGACAGCGCUCUAUUUCACCGCUUACCCGACCGCGAACUUGACUCGUUUAGUAGCGAAGGACAGUUCUGUUUUAUCCAUCUUACAAUGCAGGAGUUUUUCGCUGCAAAGCACCUGACAAACAACAUGAGUGAAACAGAAUUAAGAAACUUUGUUCAAAUGAACAUUAAGGAAGGCAAAUGGCAGCUAGUUUUUCAGUUUGUAGCAGGAUUAAUGGAGAAUAAAAAUAACCUACGAAGCGAAAUUAUCACGGACCUUCUUCCUGCGAAAACUGAAGAAAUAGAAAGCGCAGUCUACAACGUGCAGUGGCCAGAGAAUGAAGAGAAUGAAACGAAAGUGACCAGCUGGCCGACUAAAGACGAGCGAGAUUUAGCAGUGACAUUAAUGAAAUGUUUCAACGAAAAUAGUAGAAUGAAGUCAGAAGCACAGAGAAAACUUCAACAAAUUAACUUUAAUUGUGUAAAUUUUAUUCGUUGUCACCUCACAGCUGUUGAUUGCUCUUCGUUAGUAAAUGUAGUUAAUGUUCAACAAAUUUCACAUUUAGAUUUGACUGGCAGUAACAUUGGUCCAUUAGGUUGUUUAGAGAUUUGUAAAUUGUUAAAAUGCAGGGAAUCUCAACUGAGCUGGUUAAACCUCACAUACAAUCAAUUGACAGAUGAAGCAGCAAAGUAUUUAGCUGAAGCCAUCAACAACAAUAACUGUCAGCUACGCAUGUUAUUCCUUAUACAAAAUGACAUCUCAGACAUUGGAGCACAGCACUUGGCUGAAGCUAAUUGGUAUAAUUGCCAGGUUAAGACAUCUUGUCCCAUUUGCCACACUUCUUAA
This is a messenger RNA of Pocillopora meandrina, 2298 nucleotides long. NCBI's taxonomy places the organism in Eukaryota, Metazoa, Cnidaria, Anthozoa, Scleractinia, Pocilloporidae. The record is from the annotation of a GenBank genome assembly.